AUGGUUCAAGAACUUCGAUGCUUUAUUUUGUCACCGAAUUUGUUACAUAUUUCUGUGAUCCCCUUUUUCCAGGCAAAGCCUCUUCUUGGAGGGAAGAAGUACGCCCAACUGGUGGAUACUAAAAUCAGCAGCUCCUACAAAGAAGACCAACUUAAAUGGUUGGUCCAAGUAACAGAACAAUGUCUCAGAAAGAAUCCCAAGGAAAGAUCAAGCAUGAAUGUGGUUGUCUCCGCAUUACAAGGCAUUGAAGAUACUGAUGAUUUAUGUGCAGUUGAAGACUCUUCUGCAGAAAAAUCAUCUAUACAGCUGUCUGUUCCUGAUAUGACCUGCUCACAAGGUCUCAGAAAUGCGUAUAAGCAGAAUCCGGAUGAAGAACAGAUCAGCAAUAUUCACAUGAUGUAUCACAUGAAAGAUGAUCAGAUAAGCCAGGACCAGAACUGUACAGAAGGAAGCCUCCAAAUAGAAAAGAGGGGCACAAGACUCACAACUUUGAGUAACCAAAUUGCAAGAGAAAAUAACGAUGAAGAACAAACUCAGUGUAGCUUUUGCGGAGAUUCAUUGGAUAAUUGCAAAGUCAAAGUCACGUUAAAGGAUUCCAAAUCUUCUGUAUGCUCUGUCUGCAAAAGUAAACGUCCUCAUUUUGGGUGGCAAAAGGAUUUCUCUUAUGAUGAACUCCAUAUGGCUACUGAUGGGUUUUCAAUUAAGAACUCUCUAACUGAAGGUGUAUAUGGACCUUCGUUCAGAGGCCAGCUGAAGUGCAAUCUGAAAAUAGUUAUCAAGCAACUUCAAAUGACAAGCUCUCAGGAAGAGAAGAUAUUUAAGUCAGAAGUUCAGUUCCUCUUUAACGCUAGACAUGAAAAUGUGGUCAUGUUGUUGGGUUCAUGCAUAGAUAAAACUAGAUUGCUGAUUGUAUACGACUAUGCAUGCAAUGGUUCGCUUGACCAGCAUUUAUCAGGACAAAGUUGCAGAUCACUGACAUGGAGAGAGAGGGUGAAAAUAGCAAUAGGUUUAUCCAGAGGUCUAAAGUAUUUGCAUGAGAAGAAUACAAUUCAUGGAAGUAUAAAACCAAGUAACAUUCUUCUAACUCAUGAUUUUGAAGCGCUGGUAGGAGAUUUUGGAUUUGGAAAAUCCAAAAAUGAAUUGAAGAAUUGGAGCAAGAAGAAAAUGGUUGAGAAUACUGGAUACGAGGCUCCAGAACUUUUGGAGAGUGGAAAAUUCUCAACUAAGGCAGAUGUGUACUCUCUUGGUGUGGUUCUUUUAGAGCUGAUCACCGGGCACAGGGUUAUGGAUAAAGUUUCAGGGAAGAAAAGUCUUAUUGACUGGGCAAAGCCACUUCUCAGAGGAAGGACUUACCCACAAUUGGUGGAUCCAAAAAUCGGCAGCUCCUACGAUGAUCAAGAGCUUUUUUCAUUGGUCCAAGUUAUCUCUGCAUUGCCAUGCAUAGUUGAGAACAAACCUCCUUUAACUGAGGACCCCUUGAUAGAAAAGCCACACUUCAAACGCCCUUUGAAAGAUGAAUCUGGCUCACAAGAUCUCAGAGUAUCACCACAUGCAGCUAAUUCAGAGGUAUUUAAUCAGUGA
Molecule: messenger RNA, 1581 nt
Organism: Neltuma alba
Lineage: Eukaryota; Viridiplantae; Streptophyta; Magnoliopsida; Fabales; Fabaceae
Product: proline-rich receptor-like protein kinase PERK10
Exons: 7
Coding region: 1-1581 (526 amino acids)
Biological process (GO): protein phosphorylation
Molecular function (GO): ATP binding; protein kinase activity
Source: RefSeq, a predicted model, not a curated record